AUGGCCGGGCAAGGCGAGGAGGGCAAGCAGGGAGGAGGCCGGGAGCAGCAGCCGCAGCAGCCGCAGCAGCAGCAGCAGCCGCAGCAGCACCACCAUCAUCAAGAAGCGAGGGGGAGAAAGCACCUGCCACUGGGCAUCCGCGCUAUUGAUGCCUGUGUUGGGGGCCGUGACAUCUCUCGCGAAGCCAAGAUCAGAAAGCUUCGCAG
Messenger RNA from Salpingoeca rosetta, 206 nucleotides. RefSeq lists its product as uncharacterized. The annotation marks the transcript as partial. The transcript has a single exon. The record is from RefSeq and is a predicted model, not a curated record. Lineage: Eukaryota; Choanoflagellata; Craspedida; Salpingoecidae.